Molecule: messenger RNA, 4274 nt
Organism: Paramisgurnus dabryanus
Lineage: Eukaryota; Metazoa; Chordata; Actinopteri; Cypriniformes; Cobitidae
Source: RefSeq, a predicted model, not a curated record
CUGGCUUUAUGUGCUGUGUCAGUUUGUGUGUAUCAGUACUUUGAGACUGAAGGAUUUUCGACUUUCUGGUGGAGUUUCCUGUCCAGCAGGAAGUGUGUUUCCUGCAUAGUCCUGCCCGGCUCCAGAGGGCUGAGAGGAGAUUGGGUCUGUCCUACACACAGACACACAAACACACUCUCACACACAACAAGCCAUCGUGCUGGUCAAUAUGGAGUAUGAGCCUAAGCGAGUCAAGAAGGGUUUUGUGUCACCAAUAAAGCGCCUGGUGUUCUCUAAAUCUAGCCGGAGACAGACAGAUAAAGGCAGCGUGUACCGUAGACCCCUGCACACUGUGCCCCUCUACCCACCAGAUUACCUCAUCCAUCCAGAGAGACUCAUAUACGACUAUGUGGAGAAGGAAGUUAAGUUCCUGGGACACCUGACAUGGGUGUCAUGUUCUCUGAACCCAUCGAGCAGAGAUGAACUGCUGCAACUACUGGACACAGCCAGGAAGUUAAGGGUUUUACCUCUAAAGACCAGUAUAGAGCAGGACUGUAUCCUCAGUCUGUCGGCUCGCUGUCUGUUGCUCACCUGGAGAGACAACGAAAAAUUGCUCCUGAGAAUCCCUACACAUGAAAUCGCUGCUGCCUCCUACCUGCGGGACGAUGCAUUGCACCUCCUAGUGCUUAAAACUGGUCUAAAUGUAGACACUGUGCUAGCAGGUGACAGUCUGGAGAACAGGCCUACUGGUCUGGAGAGCCGCAGACAAACCAUAAGCAAUACCGAUCCCAGACCUGCGGGAGGCACUAUGGAGCGCCGGCACACCAUCUGUGGUGUGGACUGGAAACUGUCCUCUCGCCAUGAGCCCAAACAGGGCAGUGUGGGAGGAGGAGGUGGUGGGACUGGAGGUGGAGGAGGCAGUGGUGGUGGCAGCUUGGAGAGGAAACAUGUGAGCGGGAGCUGGGAGCGCAGGCAGGCCCGGAAGCCUUGCGGAGGUAGCUGGGAGAAGCGGACCAUGAGUGGAAGCUGGGAUAGGCGGCCUGUAGGCGGAAGCUGGGAGCGUCGUGGAGGUGGAGUAGUAGGAGGUAGCUGGGAGAAGAGGCACGGUCCUGGAGCUAAACCAGGUGGCAGUUGGGAGAGGAAACACACUCCGGGUGGGAGCUGGGAACGCAGGCAGGCUUGCACAGGGAGCUGGGAAAGGGGGAGGUCCUAUGGCAGCUGGGAGAGAAGAAACCACAACCCUUUAGAACCCAUGCCAUGCCCUGAUGCCUACUCUAACCUGGUCAUACUGGCUGUAGAGAACAGGGAUGCUGCAGAGGAAUACUGCGCCCUCAUUUGUCAAAUGUUUCAGAUCAUCUAUGGACAUCAGACCAUUGAAUGCGUCGACAGGGCAGGAUAUCACUACACCAUGCCCGAUCGCUAUUGGCUGCAAAGAAGUGACAGCUGUCUGAGUGAUAUGACAUACGGCUAUGACACAGACUUCAGCUGCUGUAGUUCAUAUGAUGGCUCUCAGGAGGCUUUUGAGGCAUAUUACAGUGAGAACUACAGUGAGAGCUCAUCUCUCUCCUAUCAUGACUCUUAUAGAAGCCUGGCCUCCACACACAGCGAUCCUGAGCCGACUAAUGCCAGCCUGCAGGAAUACAUGAUCAUAUUGAGAAGUAAGUUGACACCGCAGGAGAUUCAGCAGUUUGCUCUGUUCCUGAGAGAAUACAGACUGGGUGCUCCCAUAGAGCAAUUCUGCACGGAUCUGCUGGAGCUCUAUGGAGACUCACGCAAGUUUCUAUUGCUCGGCAUGAGACCCUUUAUUCCCGAUAAGGAUGUAGGAGUCUUUGAGACAUUCCUGGAGGACAUUGGGAUCCGAGAAGGCGGGAUUUUGACAGACAGUUUUGGGCGAAUCAAACGAAGCAUGAGCAACACGUCUGCCACAGCCGUUCGAGGUUAUGACGGCUGGUCCCUCCCUUCCGGCUCUCAGGACUUCAACCGCAGAAUUGAUGACAUCACACAUGACAUUGAGGCCUUGGGAUUUGAGGAAGGGAAUGGAGACAUAGAAGAAGAAGACUAUUACCUUUAAAACAUUUUAUUAUUUUCUCUUUUAUUAGUUUAAAAGUCAAACUACUGGAUUUUAUAACUGUGUUGCACUAUUGAGGUGUUUGAAAACAGGGUUUAGCUUUCAAAUGUUUGGUUACUGUAUCCAUAUCUAUAUAUUUCGUCUUUUUAUGUCUUUUCCCAAAGGUUAAUGAUUUAUGCACUUUAUUUGACCACAGAGGUGCUGUUUAUGAUAUAACACAUUUUGCAUCUAAUUUGCAACUGUACAUCUGAAUAUCAUUUGCAUGACGGGUUGGUUAGUUCAUAUUCCGAAUAGAUUCAUUUAGAGGACCGGGGCAGUGAGGUAGAGUCAGACAAUACCAGAAAGAAAUGAAAAGGUCACCAAUGUAUUAUAUCAAAACGAGGAAGAUGAUGAUGAAGAGUGAGGUUUUUUACACAGUACCCAGUACUCUGCAGGAGACAUAGGGUCACUCUGGUCUGCAGGGAGAACAGCUCAUACAAAUACAGCUAUGUCAUUCUUUCCACAGGCACUGUCACCUUCACAAUCCAGUGCCCUUCCCCUCUCUGCUCUCUUAUCUGUGCCAGCUGGAGACAGUUAAUGGGCUCUGUGCCCAUUAUUGAGGGUUAUCAAAAUGGCACAUACAUAUGUCAGGCCAUGUAAUAAGACUGUUGUGUAAUAAGAUUGAGGGCCGCAGAGAAUAACAGGGUGAGACACAGUUUAUGAUAAAGUUUCACACAUCAUCGGUGCGACAGUAUACACAGUUUAUGAUAAAGUUUCACACAUCAUCGGUGCGACAGUAUGAAUACAAUACUGUUUAAAUUAUUUUAUUGUUCCUCAUGGUAAAUUAAAAUAAUGAGGUUAAAGACUAGUUGUCUUGCAGGGAAAUUGUCUACUGCUCACUAAAAGGUUUUUUUUUUUAUAUUUUUUGUAUAAUAAACAAAUAAAUAAAAUCAGCUGAUAUAAUCUUAAAGGUGCCAAAGAAUGCAUUGAAAUAAUAUGUUAAAUUGUUCUCUGAUAACAACAUAGAAGUCAUGUGGCCUUAUUAAAUGCAAAAAUUAUCCAGAGAUGGUUUUACAUGUCCAUUUACAACCCUAUGAUUUUUACCUUUUUGAAAGGGUCAUGAAUAAUAAUGUUGAGCUCUGCUCUGAUUGGCUGUUUCACAAAGCAGCUCCUUUCGGUAGCUCUAUUUGUGUGUGUAAAUAGACCUUAUGUUUGAGCCUGUAUCAGACGAAAAUACAGAAUUUAAUGAAUAAUCAAUAGUUUGGAGAUUGUUAAUGGAUGAGUGGUAAGUUUGUGUUUUAUAUCAGUAUGGACCUGCAAAACGUAACUGUAACGUCAAUUGUAGAACUUCAGCUUAAAUGCUAGCAUAUAGCAUUAACUAGCUUACAGCACUAACUCAACAGUCACAACAUUGUUUUUAGCAUUGUAACAACAUUGUUCUUAAUUUGAUGUGUGAUUUAAUGUUUGGGGCGUACAUCUCUACUGUAAGUCAGUUAGUGUUAUGUUGAGAUUGGCCUGUUUUCCAGCGGUCUUUUGCAUGCAUGUUUACAUAAGGAGCAGGAAACAAUCGUGUUUGAGGCUCAUAUGUCAUUACCAUGUACAGAACUCUCAUUAUUCAUACACCUAGGUAAAUACAGUUUUACAUUCUACUGCACCUUUAAAUUAAAGUCUUUAAGGUCAAAGUAAACUCACUAAAGCAUAACAAAGACGUGCUGAUUCAUGUGUCUGUCUAUGAAUACAUAAUAACAAACUGUGUAUCUAAAGCAAGCAGUGUUUCGUAAACAGGAGAGGGCCUCAAUAUGACUUAAAAGUAUUUAAAAUAAGACAAACCAAAUAAUUAAAAUGAGCUAAGAAUCAAUAUUUUUAUAGCAGUUGGGACUUGGGGUAACACUUUAUUUCACAGUGUCUUUGUUACACAUAACAUAUUACAUGUAAUUACUAUUAAUAACAGUAUAUUAUGCAUAAUUGCAUGCAACUAACCCUAAACCAACCCAUAACCAUAACAAGUAGGCCUACGUAAGAAAUAAUUUACAACGGGUCGAUUAAUUAUUCGAAAAUACAGUAAAGCACAUCUAAGGUGGUAAUGCAGUACGAUGCAAAGCAUAGUUAUUAUUUUCAAAUAAUUAAUGACUGGAGUCAAUUACUUAUUUUAUACCACGGUACAGACAUUGCUCUGGAGGUUAUUUUAAGAAAUUCGACAGAUCAGGUGUGCAUUUAUCAAAUAAUAAUGCAUAAAACGUUUUUUUUC